Messenger RNA from Musa acuminata AAA Group (dessert banana), 642 nucleotides. RefSeq lists its product as uncharacterized. Bases 1 to 642 code for a protein of 213 amino acids. Gene Ontology annotation, molecular function: phosphatidic acid binding. NCBI's taxonomy places the organism in Eukaryota, Viridiplantae, Streptophyta, Magnoliopsida, Zingiberales, Musaceae. The record is from RefSeq and is a predicted model, not a curated record. The transcript is spliced from 3 exons.
AUGAAGAAUAGAAAGAGCGGUGGCGACUUCGACGAGUACGAUCCGACGCCGUACGGCGGAGGAUACGAUCUCAGCCUCACCUUCGGGCGCCCCCUCCCGCCGUCGGAGGAGAUCUGCUAUCCCAUCUCCUCUGGUGCCUCCGGCGUCGACUACGAGAGACCUCACUACUCCUCCGGCUCCGUCCCCUCCGCCUAUGAAGCUGACUACGGGGACCCCUACGGUCGCUCGAGGCCCAAGCCGCAGCCGGCCUACGGCUUCCGACCCCAGCAGGAGGUCGAGGAAGGAGGAGUAGGCGAUUUCGGCGCCUACGGUGGUGGCAGGCGCCCCCAGCCUAGACCUGAGUAUGGCGACUACGGAUCCGAGUAUGGUGGGAGGCCCAAGCGCGACGAAGAACCUUCAUACGGAUACGAGGGCUACGGAUCUUACCAGACCGACGAGUAUGGCUGCGGGGCGCAACCAACAUAUGAGAGCCCCGUUUACGGCGGCGAAGAGGAGACCGGAGGGUAUAGUAGGCCGAGCAGAUAUGACCCAGAUCAAGGUGAAGGAUAUCGCCGCCCUAAUUAUGGUGAUGAUUCUGAUGAGGAAAAGAAUCACAACUAUGGUAAGAAUCACCAUCACCGCAACUAUGCUGAUGAUGAAUGA